This is a messenger RNA of Cariama cristata (Red-legged seriema), 1660 nucleotides long. It is a transcript of the gene FBXO3, whose product is annotated as F-box protein 3. The transcript is spliced from 10 exons. The record is from RefSeq and is a predicted model, not a curated record. Gene Ontology annotation, molecular function: protein binding. The annotation marks the transcript as partial. NCBI's taxonomy places the organism in Eukaryota, Metazoa, Chordata, Aves, Cariamiformes, Cariamidae.
UUGCUGCUAUUUAAGUCGAAGAUUAAAUCAGCUAUCAAGCCACGAUCCGUUGUGGAAAAGACACUGCAAGAAAUACUGGCUCAUUUCAGAAGAGGAAAAAAGCCAACGAAAUCAGAGCUGGAAAGCCAUUUUCAUCAGUACCUACUCUGAUUUAGGAAGAUACAUCCGAUACUAUGCUACCUUGAAAAAAGCCUGGGAUGACCUAGAGAAAUACUUGGGACAGCGGUGUCCUCGGAUGAUUGGUUCUUUGAAAGAGAGUGUGCGGGAGGAAGAUCUAGAUGCUGUGGAAGCACAAAUAGGUUGCAAACUCCCUGAUGACUAUCGAUGCUCAUUUCGUAUUCAUAAUGGACAGAAGCUAGUUGUUCCUGGUUUGAUGGGAAGCAUGGCGCUGUCAAACCACUACCGCUCUGAAGACUUGUUGGAUAUUGACACAGCGGCUGGAGGUUUUCAGCAGAGGCUAGGUCUGAAGCAAUGCCUUCCUCUUACUUUUUGCAUUCAUACUGGCUUGAGUCAAUACAUGGCCCUGGAGAGUGUGGAGGGACGAAAUAAAUACGAGAUCUUCUAUCAAUGUCCAGACCAAAUGGCUCGCAAUCCAUCUGCUAUUGAUAUGUUCAUUACAGGUACAUCUUACUUGGAAUGGUUUACAUCCUACGUAAACAAAGUUGUAACUGGUGGUUAUCCUAUCAUCAGAGACCAGAUUUUCAGGUAUGUGCAUGAUAAAGAAUGUGUUGCUACCACGGGAGACAUUACUGUUUCUGUGUCCACAUCUUUUCUACCUGAACUCAGUUCUGUACAUCCACCGCAUUAUUUCUUCACUUACAGAAUCAGAAUUGAAAUGUCCAAAGAUGCUCUUCCUGAGAAGGCUUGUCAGCUGGACAGUCGAUACUGGAGAAUAACAAAUGCCAAAGGUGAUGUAGAAGAAGUUCAGGGUCCUGGGGUAGUUGGGGAGUUUCCGAUCAUCAGUCCAGGGAGAGUCUAUGAGUAUACCAGCUGUACUACGUUUUCCACAACAUCUGGCUAUAUGGAGGGGUAUUACACCUUCCACUGCCUCUACUACAAGGACAAAUUCUUUAAUGUCACAAUUCCUAGAUUUCAUAUGGUGUGUCCAACAUUCAAGGUGUCUACAGCACGAAUGGAAACAAAUCAUAAUGAAUAUGCAGUGGAUGAAGACGAAGAUUCCACAGACACUGAUGAAUAUGAAGAUCGACGUAGAGUGUUGGACAUUCCUGCACCUUCUGGACGCUGCCCACGUCAUACCUGAUGGGAUUUUUUUCAAAACAAACUGUUUUCAGAAGCUGAACUCUUUGGGGCUAGUGCAUAAGAAUAUUUCUGACUAUUGUAAAUGAACUUUCUGUUGCACAUCAGGGCAACAAGCAUGAAUGUUGGUGCCAGUUCUAAUAUUCAUCAGAGUAUAGUUUGUUUUUUUCCUGGAGUAUGGCGGCAGGUUGCGGUGGGGGGCAGAGGGAGGGAGAGGAAGAGAAAGGUGUUUGGGCUUUGUUCACUUUUUUCUGAAGUGUGAAACAGCUUGAUAGUCCGAGGUAAUGAUAUCUUACAUUUUUAAACUAUUGCCUAUUUAUGAUCAUAUUGCAAAUAUGGUGUGGGGAGUUGUUUUUAUACAAGCAUUUAAAAUUAGCAAUAGACAGGAUGGCAAAAAAGGUGU